AUGGAUCAGGAUCCAGAUCCGCAGCUCGGCGUGACAGCCUACGAGGAGCUUCACGCGGAGGAGCUUCACAAGGAGGAUAUUCAAGAAGAUAUUCAAGAGGAUAUUCAAGAGGAGGAGAUUAACAAGGAGGAGCUCAGCAAGGAGCUUCAUGAAUGGUCUCCACCUCUCACUGAUUUUGGAUACAAUCUUACGAGCAAUAACCUUAAGUGCAUCCCACAAGAACUCCUUGACAUCGAGUGCUCAAAGCUCUAUAUUGAAGUCCUGCUACAGUUUAUGGAUCCAGAAACAGAAGGCCCAGAUUCGGACAAUAUAGCAGUUACCACACACACCGUGUUGAAGGUCGACUUCGUGACUCCGCAUGACAAAUUCAAGGGCGUACGAAUCGCCAUGAAUCUAGAUACGGAAGAAUGGUCCGCCGAGCUGGGAGUGUUGGGAGUGUUGGGCGUAAAGUUUCGCACAUACCCUGGAUGGACUAAAUCGUCGGUUCGUAGUUUUAUGUUUAAACUACUUACCUCUGUGAAAGUUGGUCAGAUCCUCGAGGCCAUUACCAGCAAAAAGAUGCAGUACUUCUCAUUUGACUAUGAUACCAAUGGCAAAGUCUGUGGAUGCUCUGACUUCGUUACCCAAGCUUUCUACCAACUCGAAACCCUUGGCUAUGUCAGCCCUCAAGUAGAAAGCAUCAUUCCGGAGGAGCCUCAGAUGCCUAGCGGCUUGACCGCCUAUGAUGUUCUACCCAUGGCGUUCAAUCGCAAAAGAGGCCAGGUUGAACAUUCUAUCGGCAGAGGACCUUAUGUGCAUCCUCAUGCACCCCAACAACCGCAAGCGAUUCCCCGAGAAGCCUACGGCCAGCAAGGUGGUGAAUGGCAAGCGAGUUUAUGCGAUUGCUCGCCAUGCUCGAGCUGCUUAUUAGCCUGGUGUCUACCAUGUCUCCUGCUCGGUCAAACCUCCGAGCGAAUUCGGGAUCCCUCGAUGCAGACAGCCGACAUGAUGAACAGCGAUUGCAUGAUUCACGGUCUUAUUACAUGCUUCACCGGUUGCGGAUGGAUCUACGGCAUGCUCAAACGAACCGAGAUCCGUGAACGCUACGAUAUCAAGGGAAGCGGAUGCGGCGACUGCUGUGUAUCGUUCUGGUGCUCGUGCUGCGCUCUCAUCCAACAAGAUAACGAAGUCAAGAUUCGGCAAAAAAAUGCCCUGCCUAUUGCUCAAGGCUACCAGCCGCAACCAGGCAUGCAAAUGCCAGCGCCCGCAUACGCGCCGCAACAUUAA
Molecule: messenger RNA, 1266 nt
Organism: Daldinia childiae
Lineage: Eukaryota; Fungi; Ascomycota; Sordariomycetes; Xylariales; Hypoxylaceae
Product: Protein PLANT CADMIUM RESISTANCE 3
Exons: 5
Coding region: 1-1266 (421 amino acids)
Source: RefSeq, a predicted model, not a curated record